GCUGAGCGGCGCCAGAUUCGGCGCAGGCGCAUGCGCACUGAGCCGCAGGGAGUGGGCGUACGGCAGCCGCGAAGGGCCCUUUCCCUCAAUCCGCGUCUCUUUGUUACGCGGGAGGAGCCCGUCAGGGAGCGGUGCCGCGGACCGGCGAAGAACGGAGGACAAGGAGGUGACCUACCCCAGGCUGGUGAAAUGGGAUCCAAACAGAUUGCUCAGGAGACUUUUGACGAUGCAGUGCAAGAAAACAUCACAGAAUUUGAAAUGGAGCCAGAAGAGGCUGUGAGAGAAGCUGUGCAGCAGUUUGAGUCUCAAGGUGUGGAUCUAAGCAACAUUGUGAAAGCUGUGAGGCAGCCUGCAGCUGAGAACGGCCAGAGGCAGAAGCAUCAGAUUCUGCUGACCUUGGAUGCCCUGGGGGCAGCCGUUGCCGACUCUUCCCUGGCCCAGGUGGCAGAGCAGCUGCAGGUCUUCAGCGAGCAGUGCAAGCAGCAAUUGGCCUUCCGCUGCCUGGCCGGGCAGAACGGUGCCUACCCUGUGCUCUUCUCUGCCUGCCACUUGGCUUCGGGAGACAGAGCUACCCUGCUGAAAGCCUUCUCUGCCCUCUCUGCCCUCUUGGACGGGCAGCCAGACCUGCUGGACGCGGCUGGGCAGGAGCUGCUGCUGCGGAGCCUGCGGGAGGGCAGGGAGGACGCGGAGCUGACUCUGGCUGUGCUGCGCUGCCUGCGCCAGGCCUGCCUGAAGCACGAAGGGAACAGGCAGGAGCUGGUGAGAGGAGGAGUCCUGCCCCUGCUGACCGGAGCCAUCCUGCAGCACGGGCAGCAGCCCGAGGUGGUGCGGGCGGCCUCGGCGGCGCUCAGGGUGAUGACCUUCGACGACGACAUCCGAGUGCCCUUCGGCCACGCUCACGACCACGCCAAGAUGAUCGUGCUGGAGAACGAUGGCCUCAGGGUCCUCAUCCGGGCUGCCGAAGCCUUCAGGGACAACUCUGGGGUUCUCAGCGAGCUCUGUGCCACCCUUUCUCGGCUCUCUGUCAGGAAUGAGUUCUGCCAAGACAUUGUGGACCUUGGAGGCUUGAACCUCAUGGUGUCCCUGCUGGCUGACUGCAUCGACCACCCGGACGUGGUGAGGCAGGUGCUGAGUGCCCUCCGAGCGGUGGCAGGGAACGACGACGUCAAAGAUGCCAUCGUCAGUGCUGGAGCCACAGACCUCAUAGUGCUUGCUGUCAGCCACCACCUGGGCAACCCUCAGAUCUGUGAGCAGGGCUGUGCUGCCCUCUGCAUGCUGGCUCUGCGCAAGCCUGAGAACUGCCACAUCAUCAUGGAGGGUGGAGGGGCCCUGGCAGCUCUGCAGGCCAUGAAAGCACAUCCCCGGGAAGUGGCUGUCCAGAAGCAGGCCUGCAUGCUGAUCCGCAACCUGGUGUCCCGCAGCCGAGACUUCUCCCAGCCCAUCCUGGCGAUGGGAGCUGAGGACCUGAUCACAGAAGCUCGUGCAGCACACAGGGACUGCGACGACGUGGCCAGAGCUGCUCUCAGGGAUCUUGGCUGCAAAGUGGAGCUCAGAGAGCUGUGGACAGGCCAGAAAGGGAGCCUGGCUCAGUGAGUCGUCCCUCUGAGGAGCUUCCAGACGUGCCUGAAGCCAGAGGGAGCAAACAGUGGCAUGGAUUAAGCUGUAGCUGCCUUGAACUGGAAUGUCUGAAGCAAGUGCCUGGCUUCAGGCUGCAGAGGACUCUUUCCUUGGGAGCUUCAGCUGAAAUGGCUUUCUGCACUCACAGGCUGCAAACCAACUGUGUGGUAACCAUCCCUGCAUCAGCUAGAGCCUGAAGAUGCUCUGCUCCCUCUGUUCCUUGUGGCCAGGACUGGCCUGCUCCCACCUGCUCUGCUCUCCAUGGCAAAAGUGGCUCACUCCUGAUGGUACCACUGCAGCUGGUCCUGCUCUCUUCCUCUGCCUGUGGAGGUUGCAACCCCAUUGGGAACAGGAGGGCUGAGGAAGAAUCCCCUUGUGGUUUGGA
Molecule: messenger RNA, 2002 nt
Organism: Pogoniulus pusillus (Red-fronted tinkerbird)
Lineage: Eukaryota; Metazoa; Chordata; Aves; Piciformes; Lybiidae
Gene: ARMC6
Product: armadillo repeat containing 6
Exons: 8
Coding region: 31-1593 (520 amino acids)
Biological process (GO): hematopoietic progenitor cell differentiation
Molecular function (GO): protein binding
Source: RefSeq, a predicted model, not a curated record